Molecule: messenger RNA, 2270 nt
Organism: Chelmon rostratus (copperband butterflyfish)
Lineage: Eukaryota; Metazoa; Chordata; Actinopteri; Chaetodontiformes; Chaetodontidae
Gene: ash2l
Product: ash2 like, histone lysine methyltransferase complex subunit
Exons: 17
Coding region: 2-1783 (593 amino acids)
Cellular component (GO): Set1C/COMPASS complex
Molecular function (GO): protein binding; transcription cis-regulatory region binding
Source: RefSeq, a predicted model, not a curated record
GAUGGCGUCUGAGGGAGAGGCGGGCAGCGCUGCUACAACCGAACCGGAGACUGGAGAGGGAGAUGCUGCAUUUGGGGAACUACCCACCAGCAUGGAUACUGAAUCAUCAAAUGGCAAAGAGGGAAUGGAAACAGCAGGUGAGAGCUCUGAGGCUGCUGAUGCUCUGACAGGAUCUGGAGACGAGGAGAGUGGGAGGCAGCUGGGAGAGGUGGAGCUGCAGUGCGCCUUGUGUAUGAAGUGGUUCACUGCAGACACGUUUGGCAUCGACACCGCGACCUGUCUUCCCUUUAUGACUAAUUAUGUGUUUCACUGCAAUGUCUGCCAUCACAGCGGCAACACAUACUUCCUCAGGAAACAAGCAAACCUGAAGGAGAUGUGUCUCACAGCCCUGGCAAACCUGACAUGGCGGUCCAGGACACAAGAGGAGCACCCAAAGACAAUGUUCUCCAAAGACAAGGAUAUCAUACCAUUCAUUGACAAGUACUGGGAGUGCAUGACAACUCGGCAGAGACCGGGGAAGCUCACCUGGCCCAACAACAUAGUGAAGACAAUGAGUAAAGAGCGCGAUGUCUUCCUGGUGAAGGAACACCCUGACCCUGGCAGUAAAGACCCAGAGGAAGAGUACCCCAAAUUUGGCCUCUUAGACCAGGACCUGGGAAACAUUGGACCCUCGUAUGACACACAAAAACAGACCACAGCUGCUCCCACUGCCGGUGGGCUGAAUGGUGGAUCUGCUUUCUCAGGUGCUUUGGCUGCUGGCCCAGGAAAAGGAAGAGGGGCCAAACGUAAACAACAGCAGCAACAGGAAGGCGCUGCUGCAGGAGCCACUAAGAGAACCCGAAGUGAUCCCUUGUUCUCGGCCCAGCGCCUGCCUCCUCACGGUUACCCACUAGAGCAUCCCUUUAACAAAGAUGGAUACCGUUACAUCCUGGCAGAACCAGAUCCUCACGCUCCAGACCCGGAGAAGCUGGAGCUGGACUGCUGGGCCGGCAAACCCAUACCUGGUGAUCUGUACAGGGCCUGUCUGUAUGAGCGGGUGCUGCUGGCCUUGCAUGACAGAGCGCCCCAGCUGAAGAUCUCUGACGACCGUCUGACGGUGACCGGGGAGAAGGGCUACUCCAUGGUGCGAGCCUCCCACGGUGUCCGGAAGGGUGCCUGGUACUUCGAGGUUUCUGUCGAUGACAUGCCUUCAGAGACUGCGGCCAGGCUCGGCUGGUCUCAACCGCUGGGCAACCUGCAGGCUCCUCUGGGUUACGACAAGUUCAGCUACUCGUGGCGCAGCAAGAAGGGCACGAAGUUCCACCAGUCGAUAGGAAAGCAUUAUUCCUCAGGCUACGGUCAGGGAGACACGCUGGGCUUCUUCAUAGAGCUGCCAGACGGCACAGAGACGGCUAAGGCUCUGCCUGAUACCUACAAAGACAAGGCGCUAAUCAAGUUCAAGAGCUACCUGUACUUUGAGGAGAAGGACUACGUGGACAAAGCAGAGAAAAGCCUGAAGUCGAUGACCCCCAGCAGGAUGAUAUUCUUCAAAAACGGAGUGAGCCAAGGUGUUGCCUAUGAAAACCUGUUUGAAGGCCUCUACUUUCCCGCCAUCUCGCUCUACAAGAGCUGCACGGUGUCCGUGAAUUUUGGGCCUCAUUUCAAACAUCCUCCGAAGGACCUCAAGUACCAGCCGAUGAGCGACAUGGGCUGGGGAGCCGUGAUCGAGCACACGCUGGCCGACAUGCUGUACCACGUGGAGACGGACGUGGACGGACGACGCAGCCCUCCGUGGGAAGGAUGAACACGGCUUUCAUGCAUUCAUUCAUCACAUACACACACAUACCCCCCCCCCCAGUGUUUCCCACCCUCAGACAGUGAAGUCAAAGCGCCACACGCUGCAGUCCACAGCAGCUGCAGCUAAAACAGGAAGUUAAAACGGAUUUCUUGUAAAAGUGAUGACAGAGUUAAUAAUGGAUGGCUGCGUAUCAGCGUGCGUUAGCGUGCCACCAGCUGACAUUCCACACUGAACAUGCGACACCUGAAUCAACUUGUUUUUGGUGCUCUGCUUUAAAAUAUUUAUAUUUUGAAGUUAUCGUUAUGCUGUAGCGAGGCGUCAUGUUGAAGCUAAGCGGACGCACUUCAACAGGUCACACAGUCCUCCUGUAGACUAGAGUUGGUUCUGCCCUCUUUACUGUGUUCAGUCUUUUGGCGAAUUUUAUUUGUUUUUCAUUGUGUGUCACUUAUUUACUGUUUUAUACUCUGGGUUAAAUAAAAAAAUGCUUCUCUGA